This is a messenger RNA of Fusarium venenatum, 348 nucleotides long. The record is from RefSeq and is a predicted model, not a curated record. NCBI's taxonomy places the organism in Eukaryota, Fungi, Ascomycota, Sordariomycetes, Hypocreales, Nectriaceae.
AUGUGUGAACAACCAUCUCAAGACAACGUCGACUACGAGAUAUUACAAACAAGUUGGCACAAGCCCGGCGAUGAACAAGUUAACGAUACCAAACCGGGAUUUCACUCCCAGAUGUUCCUACCUGGGACUGCACCAAUUGAGCAUUCCUUCCAACCACAUCCCAUUGAUUCCAACAUACCCGAGAACUCAUAUGAGGGAGACGGGUACGAUGCCUUGGACAUGCCUGGUGCAACAUCAAAGGAUAUCCGUAACUCCAUUGAUUCGCUGCAUGGCUCCGUUGUUCUGCAGUGCGGUUACAUGAGGCUGGCGUUUCUGCAGAAUCAGAUCAUUUUGACCAGACGCAAGUAA